UUUGGCGUGUGUCCUUCUCUCCUACACCAUGUCAGCGGUGGCGAACCCAGAGAGCGGCUUGGAUGCAGAUGAGAGAAUCGCCAUCGUAAGCGAGAGCACCAACGAGGUCACCGGCUCCGCACGCCGGGCCGAGAUGCGCCGAGACAAUCUGCCGCAUCGCGCAACGUAUGUCUUCAUUCAAGCCCCGGGUGGCGAGAGCGAGAUGAACCCAGAUCUCUGGGUGCAGAAAAGGACGAUGAUCAAGGACUACUGCCCAGGCCUUUUAGAUCCCAGCACAGGAGGCGUGGUGGGACACGGCGAGAGCUACGAGGACAACGCGAGGCGGGAGUUGGAGGAAGAGAUGGGCGUUAAGGCGACAGGGGUGAAGGGGGAGGGCGGGGGGAGGGCGGAAGGCGAGCUCCGGCAUUGCUUCUCGUUCCACUACAAGGACAACCACACCAACGUUUGGGGGGACGCGUGGGACUGCGUCUGGGGAGGGGAGAUCGUCCCUCAGCCGGAGGAAGUGCAGAGCGUGCACCGCUACUCGCUGUCGGAGCUCAUCGCCGGCCAGGAUAAGGCGGGCGAGAAGCUUGAGUCCACACCCGACGGGGUGAUCGCUCUGGAGAAGUACCGGGAUUGGCUCGCGGAAAAGAAGGAGAAGUAGGAAGGUGCUUCUUCGUCGUGGGUGGCAUGCUUCUUUCGCCCCUCAUUUCUGGUCUCGGUCCUGCUACGUACAAAGCGGAGUCCCGUCGCCUGGUAUCGGUCCCUCCCCAGUGCCGUUUUCCAUAUUUAGUUCUUCGCUGCGAAACGCACUGCUGACUUCUCGACUCGGGUACGACGGAUAAAGGGUCGAUUUCCACCCACCCCCCCGGCUCACCUUGGUGAUGUGAGAGCCUGGUCCGGUGAGAACCCGGCGUGCUCCGUCCCGGCUUUGUAGGGAUGCGAGGUCAAUGGUCUAACGACUACGGCAUGCACGNGACGGAUAAAGGGUCGAUUUCCACCCACCCCCCCGGCUCACCUUGGUGAUGUGAGAGCCUGGUCCGGUGAGAACCCGGCGUGCUCCGUCCCGGCUUUGUAGGGAUGCGAGUUCAGUGGUCAAACGACUAGGGCAUGCACGACCAUGAGUUCACCCCUCCCCCCCCCACCCUGUUUUCUACCUGCCUGAGCAUGACCAUGCGUCAAGUGUUAAAUUUUCGUCAACUGUCUGGUGACAUAUGCUAUUUCGUGAGGAUGCGAUAGCCGUUGUCUCGUCGAACCAGUAUUUUCAAUUGUGUUGAUGAUUUGGAAGAACAAGAGAGGCCUUAUCCACCAAGCGACCGGCCAAUCCUCAGGGCGUCCUUUCGCGGAUAUGACUCGUUCUUUCCACCAAGAAAGGUCGUGGUCGGUUGUGGCUGGCAGAAUGAAGAUCUUAGCGGGUCGGUUGUUGUUCAAUGAGACAGAAUCGUGAUCCACGGUGUGAAUGGUAGGUGGUUCGCAUUUUCUAUGAGACAAACGAUGCAUAAUCGAGAGGUGGGUGGCUUGGCGAGAGUUGAAACGCAUCCUCUUCGUGCUAUUGGCGAUAUUUGGAGUACUUGGUUGCUUGUUGGUGGAGGAGAUAUGCUAGGGUGUUUGGGAGCGCCCACGAGAAGAAUACCUUUGUUGAAAUUCGAUGCACGAGAGAUUACAAAGAGUGGAGUUGGUACUUCCGUGUUAGCCCUGAGCGGCAGUUUGUGGUAGCAUCACGCGACCCGUUUCGUGUGUCUAGACUGUCCUACACUGGCACUUUUUCUUGGUUUGAUGGGGUUGAUUUCGUGGCAGGAGGUGGAAGCCGAGGAGAGACUCUCUCGCGCUACAAAGUAAGUUGAUUUCGUUGCGAGGGGCGGAAUAAAGCACUGGCACAAAAAAAAUGAGUGAUCGUUCUGGUGGAUCAUGUACUUGUAGACUAGUCUCUUGCGGCUGUGUUGUUGUCGCGGCUGGCUAUGUAGACUACCCUCCUCGCAAACGUACAGUCUACACGGUAGUUGUCGUUUCUCAGCACUGACAAUUUGUCUAACUGUAUUGAAAAUGAAGCCAAGCCUCUUGUGUUGUUCCCGCGAUCCGUCUCUGCUGGAAAAUACACGCUUGUCAGGUGCACACAUGAAACAUUUUUGACAUGAA
Ectocarpus sp. CCAP 1310/34 is the source of this 2115-nucleotide messenger RNA. The record is from the annotation of a GenBank genome assembly. Lineage: Eukaryota; Phaeophyceae; Ectocarpales; Ectocarpaceae.